Molecule: messenger RNA, 1428 nt
Organism: Musa acuminata AAA Group (dessert banana)
Lineage: Eukaryota; Viridiplantae; Streptophyta; Magnoliopsida; Zingiberales; Musaceae
Product: protein XRI1-like
Exons: 9
Coding region: 131-1117 (328 amino acids)
Biological process (GO): female meiotic nuclear division; male meiotic nuclear division
Source: RefSeq, a predicted model, not a curated record
UUCUUUAUUCUCUUCCCUUGGAUUUUGGGGCGGCCGCUUAAAAGCUCGCGAGGCGACUGCUUUCCUCUCCCCUGCUUAACGGCUCUCUGCGCUUUAGCUUCGUGUGCUCUGACCUCUCUUCCGUGGAGGUAUGGAUUUCCAGAGCAGCAGUGGCUACAGCGUCAGCAGCAGUAACAUUGAUAUGUGGGGAUGGCAAGAAGAAGGGUUUUGCCUGCCGAGAGACUCCCAGCUUGGUUUACCCCAAUGCCUGUGGGGUGAUAAUAACCAAAAAGACGAGAGUUUGCUGUCUACGCUGGGAGAUCAAACUCCGAUUAAAGAUUGCAGAGAUCUAGGCCUUGAUGUCAUGCAUACAUCAGAUAAGGCAAAGAAGGUUGUGGAGGAAGGACAAGAAGCAUCCCGAGGCAAAAGGCGUCGGAUUUUACAGUUUACUUCUGAUGCCGAUGGUACCACAGCUGACAACGAGCAGCUGUCGGCUCCAGUGCCAAUUUCUAAGGAGGAUUCAAUGGUGGACGAUGGUUGCCCAAAGGAUUCACAGUAUAAUCCCAUCUGCAGUUCAGAUGAUGUGCUUCUGUUUAGCAAUGAAGUCUUGGAUCAGUCAUCGGAUGAGUGGUUGGAGUACUUCAAUGAUAGUGAGAUGUACUGCAGCUCUAGUGAAAUAUCUUCCAGCAAAAAUGAUCAUGCCAAAUCCAUUGCUCAAGUAAAUGUUUCAGAUUUCUGCAAUAUGGAACCCGAUGCAAUGACUAAUCGCAUGCUGGAAAUGCCUAAUGCUGCUACUCCUAAGAUUUCCAAAGGUACAGAAUCCUGCAUCAAUUCUCCAACAAAGUUGACUACGUUUGUUGCCUAUCCUUUUACCCUCAUAAAACCAUGUCAACUUCAAGGGCACUUGACUUUGAACGAUAUAAAUCAGCGAAUUCAUGCUCCACCAUCAUCGAGAUCAAGAGACAAGAAGGAUGAUAAACCAACCUUUGUUUAUCCAACAAAGUUGACUACCUCUGUCGCCUAUCCUUUUACGCUCGUAAGACCAUGUCAAGUUCAAGGGCACUUGACUUUGAACGAUAUAAAUCAGCGAAUUCACGCUCCAUCGCCAUCAAGAUCAAGAAACAAAAAGGAUGAGUAGGUGGCUUCCUUUUAACAAUACAAGCGAACAGUGUGGCAAGGCAUCACCAAGAUCCUCACUACCAAUGGCUGCUGACCACAUAGGUCCAUUCUAAACUAUGUUGUGUGCGUGGCAUCCCAAUGAUUCUUUGUUUCUGUCGGGCUUAUGAUAAAUUUUGGGUGGCUACUCUGUAAGUUCUGAGCACAAUCCUUACUUUUUACCAGAUCCAUUGCACAGUCGUUAGUUUGGCAUUUCCUCUGAGUCUAAGUUUGUGUGCUCGUUGUAUUCGAAUGAAAUAUAAGUUAUAUGAUGCUCCUAUUGAUUGAGAAGAA